UGCCUGUCGAGUCUGCGCUCUCAGAGUUGUUUUGGAAACCUCCGCGACGUGUCUGUAGCCCCGCGUCACAUCAUGUAAAUUAUCCCUCACUCUAGGCGCAAAACGCACGGCAGAUCGAUUCAAAAAUUGAAGAGAGAUCGUUCAGGACCUAAGGUCGGCGACCUAUUUGAUUUGUCGUCGGUUUCUAGGACACGGACAGCAGUGAAAGCGAACUCGGUGGCUAUCAUACUUUCGUACGUAAAAAAAAAAGUUGGUCGGGGCUUCCUCUUGCUUUGAGAGCAUUUCGUAAUGUCCUAAGGAAGUAAAUGAGCAGAACUCCUGCUCUCAUGGUAAGUGUUUGGAGAGAACAAUGAACGUCACCACUUCUCCCUCAGCCUCUCUGGAAAGGAGAAGAGCAGAAGGAGCAAUUGGAACGUCACUGGAUACAGGUGCGGAAGAUGGAGGAAUUGUUUGUUUGCUAGAGGGACACCCUCAUGAAGAAGAGGAAAUGGCAGGAUGUUACACUGCAGUCCUGCAAGGGCCCAGAGUCACGCCGAUGCUGCAAUCUGCCCAGGCUGUGCUCUCCCCCAGGGCCGACGAUGGCGUGGAGGGGGGACCGGACGCCACACACACACCACAAGGAUCUGAACACACCAGUGGGGUCACACACACACCACCAGAGACAGGCGAGCUCACACACACGCCGGCGCAUACUGAAGCGUCCGCACAACUAGCACAAACACACACACCAGCAGCACACGACACAACCUUAACCCUGACUGGAGAGACAACACAAACACAGCAGGCAAACACACCAGUACACACGUCACACACAAUCUCAGGUCACUCCACACAGCAGGGAAGAGCAUGUGGAGAGGAGGAGGAGGAGGAGGGGGGAGAUGGAGGAGUGGAAGCGAAAGAAGACGGAGAAAGAGAGAAAGAUGGAGGGAUUCAGCAGCCAGAGAGAAGAGAGGCGCCGAGGAGAAACCUGUGGAGUCUGAGGGAACGAGGGAUGAAUGAGAGGCGGGACGAGGGAAGGAGAGAGAGGCCGCGCGGCGGCAGCCUGGAGAGGACUACGCCCGAGGAGCGCGGGAGGGGGUGGAGGAGAGGAGGAAAGAUGUCCAAAGAGCACAGCAGAGAUGGAGAGGAGGUGGACGGAGAGAGGGAGGAGGCCAGGAGUGGGUUGGAGGAGGACAGGAGGAGGGUGAAGGAGACGCCACACCAUCACAUUCUGUCCCGCGUACUGGUGCACUCCUCAACAUCCUCUUCCUCCUCCUCCUCCUUCAACUGCUCCUCUCCAGAGAGCGACGAGGUCUUCAGCGAAGGGGAGGAGACCUCUUCUCGCCGGAGAAUCAUGAGGAGGUGUCGAUCGUGGAGGACCUUCCUCACCAUGAUGCAGUGGUCCAAGCGCAGGCAGAGUUCCUGGGUCCAGCUGGCUGGCCAUCAAGGUAACUUCCAGCUGAGUGAGGGAGGUGAGGUGUUGAAGCGCUGGAGUGAGACGGAGGGGGCGUGUCUCAGCCUGCUGAUGUCAGACGUCCUGCGGGUGUUUGUGCCGCGCUACUACGGCCCUCUGUGUCGCAACGGCAACGAGUACCUGAGACUAGAGGACCUCCUCACCGGACUCACCAACCCAGUCAUCAUGGACUGCAAGAUGGGAGUGAGAACAUAUUUGGAGGAGGAGAUAGCCAAGGCCAGGAUGAGCACCAGCCUUCGGAAAGAUAUGUACCAGAAGAUGAUGAAAGUAGAUCCAUCUGCACCCUUGGCGGAGGAACACGCCCAGGCUGCUGUGACCAAGCUGCGCUACAUGCAGUGGAGGGAUUCAGUCAGCUCCAGUUCAACCCUGGGCUUCAGGAUUGAAGGCAUCAUGCUGGAGAAUGGGACUGUAUUGCGGGACUUCAAUAGGACCCAGAGUAUAGGUCAACUCAUAGAUGCCUUCAUCACCUUCACCAAGAGCAAACUCCACAUCCUGAGGGCGUACCAGUCCAGACUGCAGGCUCUGAGUGACGCGCUGCACGAGUCAGAGUUUUUCAACACACAUGAGCUGAUUGGCAGCUCGCUGCUCUUCGUCCACGACAGCUCUAGCAAGGCCAACGUGUGGAUGAUCGACUUUGGGAAGAGCAUGCCGACCCCCGAGGGGAUGCGCCUGCAGCACGACGUGGCGUGGGCCGAGGGCAACCGGGAGGACGGGUACCUCAUCGGCCUGGCCUCCAUAAACCGGCUCCUGGCCAAGGCCAUCAGGCGAGCCCAAGGCAGCGGCCUGGAGCGCUCGGACUCGCAGACGCUGGCUGGGGAUGGAGAGGACGAAGACGAGGACGAGGACGAGGAGAGGAACACACAGCCUGUGCAGUUUGACGGCUUGAGCCCCGCACAGUGACUCCAGCAGGGUCAGGAAGCAGAGAGGCAUCAUCACAGAGGCAGCUACCACUAUUGAGGAUCAGCCUGCUGGCACCAGGGACUGGAUGAACUGAACUUCAUCUUUAAUAACAAAAUAAGCUGUAGCCAGGCGCGUACACACACUCCAACGCACAGUGAUAGUGACUGUAAUGCGUUUUGAUAUUUCUUCUCUUUUUUUUACCUGAGGGAUAGGCCUACUGAUAUUGUGUGUGAAAUUAGUUGUCAAGGCUAUUUUUUAGAGUGCAACUUUCAAUGUACCAGUAUUAAAUUAUUUUAUUAUUA
Sardina pilchardus (European sardine) is the source of this 2655-nucleotide messenger RNA. RefSeq names its product inositol-trisphosphate 3-kinase B. The record is from RefSeq and is a predicted model, not a curated record. Gene Ontology annotation, biological process: inositol phosphate biosynthetic process. Gene Ontology annotation, cellular component: cytoplasm; nucleus. The coding region runs from base 350 to 2353 and encodes 667 amino acids. NCBI's taxonomy places the organism in Eukaryota, Metazoa, Chordata, Actinopteri, Clupeiformes, Clupeidae. Gene Ontology annotation, molecular function: inositol tetrakisphosphate kinase activity; inositol-1,4,5-trisphosphate 3-kinase activity. The transcript is spliced from 7 exons.